CCUUUGGAUCCCCUUCUGUGUUAAAUGUAUAACCUAUUUUAAUACUUUCAGGUGAAUUAUAAAAGUUGCAGACAUGAAGUGUGUAAGAAUAGAUAAAAUUUGGGGUAAGUCUGCUACCAUUCAGUUCAGAAGUUAUCUUCCAUCUUCUCUCAAAAGAUGUAAAGAUUAAAAUAUAUACAGUUAGAAUUAUAUCUUCAUAUUAAGUGUGUUGAACUUGGUCUCUCACCUGAAAAGAAAAGAUUGGUUAAGAAUGGGUGUUGGAAACUAUUUGAGUGCAAGAAAGAUGAGCAGGACUAAACAUGUAUUACAUUGGUGGGGAUGAAGUUAAAUUGGUUCAGGAUAGGGUCCAGUAGCCAGUUCUUGUGAUUAUGCUAUUGAACUCUAGCUUUGAUAAAAGAUUAUUGUGGGGAUUUUUGAUCAUUUGAGUGGCAAUCAGCAUCUUAAGCAUUACAUAGGUCAGUGGAGUCAGUUAUAUAAUCCUGGAAGAAGACUCAAUUAAACUCGCUGUUGAAUUGUUGGUUAAUGUGGGGGCGGAAUUGAUAUCCUUUUUGAAAAUAUUUGUAUAUUUCUUACAUUAAAUAAAGCAGAGUGUAUUUUUUAAAUUAAUCUUUAGAACCCCUGAUACAUAUUUAUUAUAUAUCUGUUUAUGGGUGUAUCAUUGUAUGUAAAAUUGCUAAGGAUACAUGGAAUAUAAAUAAAUUUUAUUCGAUUCAAUUCUGCCGGAUGUCUUGCUUGCUAUAUGUUGGCAUGGGCGUCUACCAUAUGUUGUACUAACCUUUCCAUCAACCAUGACUUUUGCUGUAUGAGGUUGAAAGUUGCCGGAAGGUCGCAACUUAGAUUUAAUUCAUCUGUGUUUCAUCAUCUGUAGUUAUCCUGAGGUUGUCAGUCUGUCUAGCUGUUGGCAUGGGCUGCCAAUUCCAUCAACCAUGACUCUAGCCCUAGGGUGGGGUUGGAAGUUAAAUUUCGAUAGAUCGGUUCCUGACAAUGAUACACGACUUCUGCAUUUGGUAUUAUGCGUCUGCACGAUGUAAGUUGGUAUUACCCAAGUAGGUAGUUAGUAUGGUAUUUGUGUAUAGCAUACAGCAAGAGGUUAUGUAUGUAUGGUACGGAAUGGUGAUGUGAAUUCUGUCGUUUAAGCGCUUUCGCUUAAUGCUUGGGGGGCAUAGUUUUUUUCUUCAUGGAAUUUGUACAUACUGAGGAGAUUGUGACAUGGCAGACCACAUACUAUUCUUGUGGACACAUAGGAAUAUAACUGUAUUGAGGAUACUUCUCUUUGACCAACACAAGUUCUUGAAGACAUGGAGAAAGAAGUGACCAAUAAGGGGCAUGUUAUACAUCUUGAAUUCACUGGAGCAGUUAUCUGCCAUAACAUGAUGACUUGGAGGGUAUUUUCAAGACUUGGGUUCCAUAUCAAUUAAGGGAGAAUGGAGGAGGAAAUUAACUCAUUGGAACAUGGAGUGUGUUUCAAUGUUCCUCCUAUGAGGGGAGAAGGACAAGAUGAAUUUGCAUUGCAAGAUUAUGGAGGUUGUCUUAAAGACCUAGGAGGGAGCAGUUUGAACUUGGUUUCCAGUCAGCAAAGUGUUACAAACUUGGCUGCUGUUCAGCAAAGUGGUAUGAAUAUGGUUUCUGCUCAGCCAAGUGGUUUCAGUAUGGUUUCUGGUCAGCAGAGUGAAUUAUCCUUUGCUUCUGGUCAGCAAGGCAAUGAAAGAAUUGUAACUUCACAGACGCAACAUAAUAUAUCUAUGGGCAAUCAGUCAUUGACUCUUGCAGGAGGGUCAUAUGAUUGUAAUGUAUGUGGACAGCAGUUUCAAUUUCUUCCUGACUUAAGGACGCACUCUGUUAUUCAUGUGCGACAGCGCCCUCAUGAAUGUGUUGCCUGUGGGAAGAGGUUUAUAUUUCCAAGUGACCUGAAGAGACAUAUUCUUAUUCAUACAGGGGAACGUCCUUUUGAGUGUAAUGUGUGCGGUAAUAAGUUUAGAAAAUUGAAUGUUCUGAAGCGACAUGCACUGAUACAUACUGGAGAACGUCCACAUGAGUGCUCUGAAUGCUCAAGGAAGUUUAGAGACAUUACUGACCUGAAGAAACACAUGCUCUUUCACACUGGAGAACGUCCACAUGAAUGUAAUCUUUGUGAAAAGAAAUUUACUCUGAUAUCACACCUAAAGAAACAUUCACUUAUUCAUACAGGUGAACGUCCUCAUGAAUGUGGCGAAUGCGGUAAGACAUUUAUACGAGUAAGCGAUCUCAAAACACAUACCUUGAUACAUACAGGGGAACGUCCACAUGAGUGCAGUGUGUGUGGCAAGAAGUUUAAGUUGUCAUCUCAUCUCAGGAAACACACCCGAAUCCACACAGGAGAACGUCCUCAGGAAUGCAGUGUAUGUGGUAAGAAGUUUACAUUUCCUAGUGAUCUGAAGACACAUUCUCUUAUCCAUACAGCAGAGCGACCACAUGAGUGUAAUGUCUGUGGUAAACGAUUUACUUUUCCUGGUGAUCUAAAGACACACUUACUGAUUCACACUGGAGAACGGCCUCAUGAAUGCUCAGUAUGUGGGAAAAAAUUCAUGCGGGUAACACUUCUCAAGAAACACUCUCUAAUCCACACAGGACAACAACUUCAUGAAUGUACUGUAUGUAACAAGAAAUUUACACGAUUAACUCUGCUUCGGAAGCAUUCGUUGAUUCACAGGGAAGUGCUGCCACAUGAAUGUGCUGUGUGUGGGAAGAAGUUUACUUUUGCUAAGGAAUUAAAAAUGCAUUCUUUGAUUCAUGAAAAUGAACAGCAACACCACCAACAACUGCAGCAACAUCAUCAACAGCAAUAUCAGCAACAGCAGCAACUGCAACAACUGCAGAAUCAGCAACAGCAGCUACUUCAGGAACAGCAUCAGACUCCACAACAGCAGCAGCAAAACCAGCAACAUCAUCAAAAUCAGCAACCACAGCAGCACAAUUGGCAACACCUUCCACAGAAUCAGCAACAACCUCUUGCAUUGCAGUCUCCUCAACAGUCUUACGACUGUAAUGUUUGUGGGAAGAAGUAUCCAUCUUCUACUGAACUAAAGUCACAUUCACUAAUUCACGUGGGACAACGGCCACAUGAAUGUGAUGUGUGUGGUAAACGAUUUGCAUUUCCUAGUGAUUUAAAAGCACAUUCUCUAUCCCACACGGGGGAACGACCACACGAAUGUAUUGUAUGUGGUAAAAAGUUCAGUAAGCUAAAUGUACUGAAAAGACAUUCGCUGAUUCAUAUGGGGGAGCGACCUUAUCAGUGCAAUGAGUGUGAUAAGAAGUUUAGAGAAUCAAGUGACCUGAGAAAACAUGCACUCAUCCAUUCUGGACAACAGCCUCAUGAAUGUACUGUGUGUAAGAAGAAGUUCAUUUUGAUGUCUCAGCUGAAGAAGCAUGCUGAAAUUCAUACAGGAAUUAGACCUCAUGAAUGUGCUGUGUGCAGUAAGAAGUUUUUACGGUUGUCAGACCUUAAUACACAUACCCUCAUACACACUGGCGAACGCCGACACGAAUGUACUGUGUGCGGAAAGAAGUUUACGCUCGUUUCUCAUCUUAAGAAACAUUCUCGAAUCCACACGGGAGAUAGACCUCAUGAAUGCGCCGUAUGUGGUCGAAAGUUCACAUUUCCCAGUGACCUGAAAACUCACUCCCUUAUUCACACUGUUGAACGUCCUCAUGAAUGUACUGUAUGCGGUAAAAAGUUUAUCUUUCGUAGUGGUCUCAAAAUACACACGCAGGUACAUGCUGGUGAAUGACCAUCUCAUCAUCUCACCUCAGCAAACAUCCCAGAAUCAGUGCAGGAAAACAUCGCAUGGAUGCGCUGUAUGUGGUGAAAAGUUUAUGCGAACUGUUCGAGACUUAUAUAGAUGUAAAUAAACGCACACUUACCCGGUGUC
This is a messenger RNA of Zootermopsis nevadensis, 3908 nucleotides long. RefSeq lists its product as uncharacterized. Lineage: Eukaryota; Metazoa; Arthropoda; Insecta; Blattodea; Termopsidae. The record is from RefSeq and is a predicted model, not a curated record.